GAGACUCGACGCAACACGGCCAAGCAAAUCGCGCGUUUUCAACUCUUUGAAAAAAUACAAACAGAAAUACAAAUAAAUAUAUUUUCUAAACGCAUCUCGGAUUGGGCGACUGUAAUUGAACACAAUUAGAAAAAAUAAUAAUUACAUUAUAAUUGAAUUGCCAAAAGUCGCAAUAAAUACAAAAAAAACCCUCCAAUUGUGCAAGCAAACCAUUCAAAUUUCUGUUACACAAACUACCUAAAGUUGUCUUUAUAAAUAGCCAUUUGUGCCAACUAGAAAGUGAAACUGAAAAUAAUUCGAAUACAGAUUGCCAAGUGCGUUCGAUUCCUUAUCUGCUCAAACGUACUUGACAUUAAUGCCGAACACACAAACAGAAUUGUAUUUUUAUCUUCUCAAAGAUAUUAUGAGCAUUCCGUUAGAUAUUUUAAUACGAAGCUUCAUUAUUCAACAAAAUCAAAGUAUCUUAAAAUAAAAAUGCAAAAUUAAAAAAAUAAACAAUGUAAAUAAUAAUGAGAUCGACUUCCAUAAAAAAGUGUUACGCCUGUCAAGCACUCGAGUACGAAGACAAAGCCGAAACGAGAUACACUUAAAAAAACCAAUCACCAUAUAAAUCACAGUACAAAUAGGGGGAAGAACCGCAGAACUUUAAACACAUCGAAGGCAACUCAACUCGUCGAGCUGUCGCAGAAUGUCCUGCAACAUUGUGCGGCAGCCACAAAAACAAAGUCAAAAACAGAAACAAAAAUUUCUACAGUUGCUGUUACUGGCGGUGCUGCUGCUGCUGGUGCCCAGCCAGAGAGCUGGACCAGCGCCUGUCUACGCCUGGUUCUACGACGUGGACAGCGCUGCGAGCGUGGCCAGCAUCAGCACCAUUUCGGAUGUGCACAGCUUUAAGGUUCCCGAGACGCGAAACUCGUACAAAUCGCAGCGGACGCAGCUGGUGCAGCAGUUUCCCAGCGCCACCAACAGCCAUUGGAGCCAUCAUCAUGGCGGCCAUGUACUGCGCCGUCAGCUGGUAUUCGUGGCGCUGCUGCCCUCAGUGGAGUCCGACAACAAGAACGACUGCAUCAUGCCGAAGGUGCUGCCCGUGCUGGAGCUGGGCAUUGGGCAUGUGCAGCGCAUGGGCUUCGUUGGAGGCGUUCAGAUUGACAUUACACUAAUAUCACGCGACACGUUCUGCUCCUCCACCUAUGGGCCGCUGGGCUUCUUUGAGAUCUACACGCAAUGGCCGGAGAUGAAUGCAAUCUUCGGCUUGCCCUGCGAGUAUGUGCUGGCGCCUAUCUCUCGCUACGCAGAUGUUUGGCAGAUUCCACUACUCACGACCGGCGGCAAUGCCGGCGAGUUCAGCAAAAAAACGGAGAGCUACUCAACGCUGACCCGGCUAAAGGGUGCCCAGGUCAACAACCUGGGCAACAUGGUCCGCGCCCUGCUGAACACCUACAACUGGACACGCACUGCGCUGAUCUACCAGAACGAGAACGCCAAAAUCAAAGGCAACUCAGUGUGCUUCCUCUGCCUGGCUGCCAUCCAUGCCACCAUCGAGAAAGAGUCAGUUUAUCAGCUUGGCUUCGACUCUGCGCACUGGACCAAAGCGUAUAUCAUACGUCUGCUCCGGAAUGUCGCCAUGCGAACAAGAAUUGUCAUUAUGUGCGCCGAUCCGCAGUCCAUACGUCAAAUUAUGCUGACAGCCGAGGAGUUGAAUAUGAUCGAUAGCGGCGAAUAUGUAUUCAUCAAUAUUGAAUUAUUUUCGCGCGUGCCGUAUAUGACGUCGCUGCCCUGGUAUGAUAAGAACGAUACCGAGUUCAACAACGAGCGCGCCAAGAAGGCCUACACAGCCAUGUUGACCGUCACGCCGAAGCAGCCCAAUGACGACGCCUACACGAAAGUCUCCAACGAGAUCAAGGACAUCGCCUCGGCCAAGUACAAUUACACCUUCAGCGAGAACGAACCCAUUUCUGCGUUUGUGACUUCAUUCUUUGACGGUGUCCUGCUCUAUGCCAAUGCCCUCAACGAGAGCAUCCGGGAGGAUCCAAGUAUGCUGACCAGACCCAUCAAUGGCACUGACAUGGUGCGACGCAUGUGGAAUCGCAGUUUUACGGGCAUCACUGGCAACGUGACCAUCGACUCGAAUGGUGAUCGCAUCUCGGCGUAUUCGCUGCUGGACAUGAAUCCCAGCACUGGAAGAUUCGAGAUUGUGGCACAUUUUCUGCACAAUCGUCUAGAGUUUGAGUCCGAAAAGGAAAUACAUUGGGCUGGUGGUCGAGAUCAAGCGCCACCUGAUCGUCCGAUCUGUGGCUACGAUGGAUCGUUAUGCCCAGACAACUCUUUACCUGGGUAUGCCAUUCUGUCAAUAGUGCUUGGCAUAAUGGUAAUCGUAAUGGCCGUAUGCUUCUUCUUUGGAUAUCGGCAUUAUAUUGCCGAAGCUGAGAUUAAUUCAAUGAGUUGGAAGGUAUCGCUGGAGGAUGUUAUGUUUCGAGAUGGCGCUGAUCAUGUGCUGCGUGGCUCUUUCCAUUCGCUCGUCAAGCAGAGCUCGCAGCUCACACUGAUGUCCGAGGACAUGGGCUCCAUUAAUGGCGAUCGCCAGAUCUUCAUACCCGUGGGCAUGUACCGCAAGAGCAAAGUGGCCAUCAAGCCGAUCGAGCUCGAUAAUGUUCAAGGCAUUCUGUCGCGCAGUCUGAUGUUGGAAUUGAAGCGCAUGAAAGACUUGCAGCAUGACCACUUGGUCAAGUUCUAUGGCGCCUGCCUGGAUGCACGUCGCAGUUUUCUGCUCACCGAAUACUGCCCGAAGGGUUCUCUGCAGGACAUACUGGAGAACGAACAGUUCCAGCUGGAUUGGAUGUUUAAGCUGUCGCUGAUGCAUGACAUCGUGCGUGGCAUGCAGUUUAUACACAGCUCCGACAUUCGCUCCCAUGGCAAUCUCAAGUCCUCCAACUGCGUGGUCGACUCCCGCUUCGUGCUCAAGAUCACAGACUUCGGACUACACAGUCUGCGACGCACCUCCUACGAUAUCGAGAGCGAUAUUGAGAACUGCAACAGUCAUGCGUACUGGAAGAAACGCCUCUGGACCGCGCCUGAAUUGCUGCGGCUCGAAAAUCAACGCCCACCCGAAGGCACCCAGAAGGGCGACGUUUACUCAUUUGGUAUCAUCGUGCAUGAGAUAACCACACGGCAAGGUCCUUUCUAUUUGGGCAAGUGUUCGCACGAGAAGACGCCACAAGAGAUUAUUGAACUGGUUAAGAACUAUCAGCCACAGCAGAACAAACCCUUUCGUCCCGAGCUGGAAACGUGUACAGACGAUACGAAGGCGGAUGUUGUAGGCAUCAUCAGACGCUGCUGGGCAGAGGAUCCCCUGGAGCGACCCGACUUUAAUACGCUCAAGUGCAUGAUCAGAAAGUUCAACAAGGACAACGAGACGGGCAAUAUUGUAGAUAAUCUGCUUAAGCGCAUGGAAAUGUAUGCGAAUAAUCUGGAGGAGCUAGUCGAGGAGCGCACCCAGGACUAUCUCGAAGAGAAGAAAAAGUGCGAGAAGCUGCUUUAUCAGUUGCUGCCACAGAGCGUUGCAGCUCAGUUGAUCAGUGGACAGCCGGUGGUGGCCGAGACCUUUGACCAGGUGACCAUCUACUUCAGCGACAUUGUUGGCUUCACCGCCAUUUCGGCGGAGAGCACGCCCAUGCAGGUCGUUCAGUUCCUCAACGAUCUGUACACCUGCUUCGACUCGAUUGUGGAGAACUUUGACGUGUACAAGGUGGAGACCAUUGGCGAUGCCUACAUGGUGGUGUCUGGUCUGCCCAUACGCAAUGGCAAUUACCAUGCCCGUGAAAUUGCCCGCCUCGCUCUGGCCCUGCUCGAGGCGGUGCACAACUUUAGGAUACAUCACAGACCCGACGAUCGCUUGAAGCUGCGCAUUGGACUGCAUACGGGGCCAUGUGUGGCCGGCGUUGUGGGUCAGAAAAUGCCGCGCUAUUGUCUCUUCGGAGACACCGUGAACACGGCCUCGCGUAUGGAGUCCAAUGGCGAGGCACUGAAAAUUCACAUUAGCGAAACCACCAAACUGGCCCUGGAUGAGUUCGGCAGCUUUGUGACGACGCGUCGCGGCCUUGUGCCGAUGAAAGGCAAGGGCGAAAUGUUGACAUACUGGCUAGAGGGCGAGGUACCCAAGCCAGAUGAAGUGAUGUCCCCCAGCAAGCUAAUGCUGACGAGGCGCUCAUCGCUCAAGCAGCCUCAGCGACAACCGCAUUCCUUCCACAAACAAUACUCAGAGCUGGGCGUUAUGGCCACAUUGGCGCCCGCAGUUCCGGCCAUAACGCUGCCUGCAGCUGAAAAGAAUAUCUCGCCCAAUCUUCGGGUUAAGCGCAAGAUCAGCUCCAGCUCGCCGAAGCUUAACGGCAACUGCUUUGAGCAGCACAUUUCGAAUCAAAAGACUGAGCCCAACAACUACUAUUUGGAUGCUGGACAGCAGAUGUCGAGUGACAUAUAUAGCAGUCACUCGCUGCGCAGCGAGGAAGGUGCUGCUGGAGCGGGCACAGAUGCAAAUGCCAGCGAUAGCUGGGAGCUUGCCAAUUUCCGACUGCCACUCAGCGGUACGCUCAAGCAGCAUCACAGUCAACAGGGCCACCACCAUGCACACUUACACUCCAAUUCCAAUUCCAAUCUGAGCGGCAUCCUGCAGCCCGCGCCACAGACACGAAGCCGCCUGAGGCCAUCCCCCACGAUCUCAACGUUGUUGAAGAACCAUCGCAGCGACAGCUCCGCCGCAGACACUGGCAGCACAAGCAGCGGCCAACGGAUCAAGUUUGCUGACUGCGAUGCGACUCCACUGAUCAGCAACAAGACGCCAGCAGCGCUGCCAGCAUCCACUGCUCUCAAUCUAGAGCGAAGCAGCAGCAGCUGCAGUAAUCAGAACAUUCCAAAUCUGAGCACUGAUCAUCCGUAUGGGUAUCUAGUCAAGAACUAUAAACAGCUUCUGUGCAAGCCCACAAACCAAGUCUCGAAUAGCCAUGGACAUGGGCACGAUCUGUCCUAUGCCGACGAGUGUCCACGGCCUCCGUUGGCUGCCCGUGGAACUGCAAGCAGCGCCGUAACCCAACCACUCUUGGCCAAAAUAAACUCGUAGCCGUAAGCACUGAGAGACACUGAGAGACGAACCCUAAAACCCUUCUCUAACUAGUACCUAACCGUAACGAUGAUGCAUAUUAAAUGUACUUGUUUGUGAUAAUAAGUUAAAACCAAGUUGAACAAUUUAGUUGAUAACCCAAACCCACUACUUAAGCACACAAAAUGUAUAUCUCCGUUAAAGCAUGCUUCAAUUGAACACUCAAUAUAUUAUUUACCUAAAUU
Drosophila hydei is the source of this 5337-nucleotide messenger RNA. RefSeq names its product atrial natriuretic peptide receptor 1. Gene Ontology annotation, molecular function: peptide receptor activity; guanylate cyclase activity; protein kinase activity. The record is from RefSeq and is a predicted model, not a curated record. NCBI's taxonomy places the organism in Eukaryota, Metazoa, Arthropoda, Insecta, Diptera, Drosophilidae. Gene Ontology annotation, biological process: protein phosphorylation; cGMP biosynthetic process; intracellular signal transduction. The transcript has 9 exons. Gene Ontology annotation, cellular component: membrane. The coding region runs from base 689 to 5113 and encodes 1474 amino acids.